AUGAGUUGUGAUAUUCCCCCGUCUUUGCCUAAUGGCUACCCAGUGACUAGUAUAGACUCUAGCGGUCGGGAACCUUCUGUCCGAUUUACAUGUAAUCCGGGAUAUACUUUAUCCGGAGCUCCUAAUUUCUACUGUAACAAAACAUCUCAUAUCUGGUAUGGAAACACGGUCUGUAGUCAGGAAAAACUACCAGAGGUUUGGUUUUGGCUCCUGAUCGCCCUUGGAUCUCUAGUGGCAAUAGGAGCAAUAACAGCGCUCUGUGUUUACUGUUGUAAACGAUGUUGCUGGCGUAAUCGAAUUCGGAAAGUAGGACCGAUCCAUGACGAGGAAUACCCUCCCGGUGUCUGUGGCGGAUGUUGUGAUUACGGCGGAAGUUGUGAUGUUUGUGGUUGCGUGGACUAUAAUGGAUGUUGCUCGCUUUACGGGUGCUGUGGUUAUCGUGGUUUCUGUGGUUGCGGUUUUUUCACGUGUUGUCGGUGUUGCAGAGAACCAGAUGACACGCAUGUGCAAGGCAAUAGGGGUUUACAUGAGAGAGGCAGAAGACGAAAGGGGAAAUGGUGGACGGGAAUUCUUUCUAAAAGGACAAAUAUGAAAGCGAGGCGGAAACGAAGAGACCUCUGGCGGCGGUGGCGUUCCAGCAGGCCCGAUAAUCCAAUGGAUGAUGAAGUAUACAACAAAGUCAGGAAAAAUGCCAAGGCGAUCGCUAUAUGGCUCCCACAUUCAAACCCAGUGAGAUCCAACAACACAAGCACAAAAUAAUUAAACAGUACAUGAACAUGUAUUCUUUUUUGUAUUGUGAUU
Messenger RNA from Saccostrea cuccullata (small rock oyster), 801 nucleotides. RefSeq lists its product as uncharacterized. The record is from RefSeq and is a predicted model, not a curated record. Bases 1 to 759 code for a protein of 252 amino acids. NCBI's taxonomy places the organism in Eukaryota, Metazoa, Mollusca, Bivalvia, Ostreida, Ostreidae. The transcript is spliced from 3 exons.